GAUCCAACUCCUCCCACUAUAUAUUCUUCGCCCCCACGCGCCUGACCACAACCAGUACCAGCAUUUUGAUGAAAGUGGUCCAUUGUUUGCUCUCAUCAGUAUGCACAGAACAGUGUUGCGACAUGAGCAGGUUGUCAUUCAGAGAUGCCAGAGCUGUUGCUGUAAUUAUCAUUGCCCGUUCUGCGGACCAAAAGUUUUCAAACCCACCACAGAACUUCACGUGGUAAAGAAUCAGGUCUCCAACCACUUAUCGUUGGCAGUACAGCAUCAAGAAUUCCUUAUUGUCAAGUGCAACUUGCAGUGCAGAGUACAGGCACAUUUUCACUGUUGCUACUGUUCAAAAACAGUCAUAAGGAAAGUCCAGAUUAUAAAACAUCUACAAGUAUGUUCAAAAAGACAAGUUCCACCCACAGAAACUGUUGAGACAGCUGCAUUCAUUGAACCAGUUGCCAGCAGUGAACCAAUUAUUCCAAGUGAACCGAUUAUUUCAAAUGAAGAAGUUUCCUUUAAAGAACCAGCUGUGGCUGAAGGUGUCUCCUUGCCUGUAAAAUCCCUGGCUGUUCUCAAAAAUGUUCGUAUCCAGAAAAAAGUGCAGUGCGUUCACUGUGGAGUGACCAUCAACAAGUAAAAUCUUGAUGUUCAUGUUAAAAGAAAACACACUAAAAAGAUCUGUGAUGUUACAGAAAAUCGUCACCUACCUUCACAGUGCAUAGACCCAGUUAAUGGUAUAUAUGCAGUUGAAAAGUCAUUUUACAGACCAUGUUCUGUAAUCCAUGUCCAGAAAAAAACCUCAUGUCAACAUCCAGUUGUAAAAUGUGAAACCGAUGAAUGCAGUACCAAUGCAGAAUUAGCCAGACGAAGUGGCUUUCAGCACUUUGAGUGUAUGCAUAUGAAGUCGUUGCAGUUCUGUCCAUGGCCUAACAGGACACCUGUUGUCCUUGAGGAAGAUGUCCUGUUAGACAUGAUAUCUGCAAAUGUGUUUGGGGAACCGACAAAAACAUCAUGCAUGGUCGCCAAGGCAGCAGCAAGUGCAGCUGGUGUUCCACUGUCUGUUGAGGUGACUAUUGGAGGUCCAUCUACAAAAAAAUACAUUUCUGUGUAUGAAAACAAAGUCUCGUACUACAGUAGACUUGGUAGAGUCAUUGCUUCCUAUGACAGCAAUCGCAACACGUGGCAUUGUCCCUGUGCAAAGCCAAGAAGAUCUUGUUUGCACAAAAACAUAGCUAGGUGGCAUCUCUUCCAGGUACAAAGGCAGUUGUUUACAUCAUCACCCAUUGCCAGACCUGCUCAGGGCCUAGUACAAGAACAUGCCUUUCAGGAAAGUACCAGAUUGGAAUAUCCCCCCAGUGGUGAAGGUCUCAAACAAAUGGUGUAUUACUUGAUGAAAAACAAAACACUGCCAGCCGAACUCCCCCAGAAGUACAUCACAGGCUCAAUGACAAUCAAAGACAUUCCCAAACACCUUGUGCCAAAGGAGACUGUUUGCUCAGAAUGUACAGGCAAUGUGGUCCUAAGUGAGCCAGUGUUGAUUACUUCCAAAGGAAAGUGUAUAACGUACACUGGCAUUGUUGAGGGAUUUUCUACCUACUAUCGCAUGUGCAGCAACUGUGGUCUAAAAUACCGCUAUCAAGAGUGGACUGAUGGUCUUCACAAUUUUGAUGACCAUUUGCUGAUGUCAUUACACAUGUGUGUUGUCCUGCGCCAUUCACUCCAGACUCAUCAUGCCAUUAGCAGAGCUGUUGAGGUUUUGGAGACCACAGCACAACAGAAAUUUCCACGAAAAGAAAAAAUCCUUCAUGCAUAUAUGCAUUUCGAAGCACUAACAGACCAUGACUAUGCAUACUCCUGUGUUAAGUGCGGCUACCAUCCCGCGGUUGUUGUGAUGGAUCUUCACAAAAAGGCGGCAUUUAAUAUGCCUGUGAGUGAGAUUCCUCCUCCACCACCUGAAUAUGACGGUCAGGUCAAUUUGAAAGACUUUUGGACAUCUGUGACUGCCGAAGUAGUUUGCCGCGGCCUAUUGGGCAGUGCCCUUCAAAAUCCUUUUUUGGUGUCACCAUCAUACCACUACUGGGCUUCCUGGAUUGGUCCCAACACCAGAAGAGAAGAUAUUGUUUUAAAUACUGAGUAUGCCAAGAUGCACGCCCCACGACCAGCUACUGAAGAUGCCGAACUUCAAAUUACAGAAGAGAGGCUAGAAGAAGUGCUUACUGAUCUAAAGGUGGAUGUGGUGCGGCGCCUUUGCAAGCAAUGUGGUCUGGACCCAUCAGGUUCCAAAAUGGAUCUUGUUCUGAGACUUAGACAGGAGAUGAGAAACAGGUCAUCUUAUGACAAGGUUUUCCAGAAGGUUUGGGGGGCUUCCGGGGGUUGGGCAGUCAUCACAUGCCCCUGUGGAGUUGUGUAUUCCCUGAAGUUUCUCCUUCGGGCAGAGUCUCCGCGGGACUACGCAGAUUGUCUUUUGUCUUUUAAACAUUUCCCAAAUGUCAAUAUCUAUGACUUUGCAAGGGGCUUAGCCACACACACUAACCUUAGGGAGCCAGAAUGUAUCCCUUUCAGACCUUAUGAGGGACGACUAAAAGAGCCUACUCCAGAAAAUAUCAAACUAGCUGUUGACGGUCAACUGAAAGUAAACCUCCUUUGGUUGUAGGAAAAGAAGGACAAUGUCGAUCCAGAUUGUCACCCUGUUACAGGUUCAGCUGAACAUUAUGCGCUUUACAAUCUGUUUCAUGAAAAUAACACAAAAGAUGCCCGAGAUGCACUGCGUAAAAUUCAGAUAGUCCCAGUUGGCAGGCUGGGUGAACAGUCAACGUGCUGAACAGCUUUUUUCUGACAUGAGAAAAAACAAUUACUUCAACACACUCACUCCAUCUGGACACAUUUUCAUGAUGCGAAAUAUACUACAGCAUUACAACACAAAACAAAAUAAGAAGAUAGAAGAUGGCAUCAGAAAGAUUGUACCACAAAAUGCCCAGUUGCAUUUAGAUGUACAUGGCCAAAUAAUAAUGGGUAACUCGAUUGUUUAUACAUUUUUAUUCCUGUCAUGACUUUUUCUGUUGGUUAUAGUACAAUUUUUGUUUUGUUUUUUGGU
Molecule: messenger RNA, 3085 nt
Organism: Pimephales promelas (fathead minnow)
Lineage: Eukaryota; Metazoa; Chordata; Actinopteri; Cypriniformes; Leuciscidae
Source: RefSeq, a predicted model, not a curated record